Molecule: messenger RNA, 2596 nt
Organism: Argentina anserina (silverweed cinquefoil)
Lineage: Eukaryota; Viridiplantae; Streptophyta; Magnoliopsida; Rosales; Rosaceae
Exons: 8
Coding region: 121-2436 (771 amino acids)
Source: RefSeq, a predicted model, not a curated record
UAAUCAAAGUUAUCCUCCCACUUCAAAACCCCCCAGCUCUUUCCCCACUGUCGUAUUCUCUACGCAUUCCGAUUCCCUCCUCUGUUUCUCCGGGCAAGGAUCUCACUCCGACGCGACGACAUGUCGUCGCGUAACUCCAGCACCUUGUCCACGACCAGAACUCUCAGCGGAGUAUCCGAAAUGGAGGCCGCCGUGAAGCUCGGCUUGGAUCUCGCCGCCGCCGCCAGGCGAAACCUCAGCUUCCUCCGAGCUGUGGCCGAGUCUCGGUGGCUGUACCGGAAGCCAACGCUUGUUGAAGCCAUAAGAAGGUACCGUGAGCUCUGGAUGCCGUUGAUGGCUCAUCUGACGGCGGAGUCAACGUCAAUGACUACUCCGGUGGUUCACCCUCCCAUUGAUAUUGAGUGGGUUUGGUUCUGUCACACACUUAAUCCGGUUCAUUAUAGGCAAUACUGUGAGUCGAGGUUUUCAAGACUUAUAGGAAAGCCCACCAUUUUUAAUGAAGAGAAUGAAGAAUAUGCAUUAAUGAGGUGCAGAGAUAUAUGGGUUAAAAGGUACCCAGAUGAGCCAUUUGAGAAUGAAAGUGAUUCUGAUGUGGGGGUAUCAGAUGUGGUUAAUGAUGAGGAGCUAUUGGAGGAAGUGAACAAGCAUAGGUUUUUGUAUUCGAAAUUUUCGGAGCCAUACAGGUCUGAGAUUGUGUAUCUGAUAGCAGCAAGGCAGAGGUACAAGGGGUUUUUGUACAUGAUGCAGAGGACUAAUGAUUUGGGUUCUAAUUUGGUUCCUGCCUCUGAUAUAAUGCUAAUGUGGAUCAUGCAUCAGAGUUAUCCAACUGUAUAUGCUGAAGAUUUGAAAGAUGUAGAGGGUGAUUUGGUUACAGUGUUGACUGCGUGGGAUAAACUCAAGGAAAAAGAGGUGGAGGAGACCAAGAAGUUGUGGGAGAGGACUUUUGAUCAACCAUAUGAGAAAGCUGGUGGGGAAAUGGCGUUGACAUUGGAUGGGCGUGUCUCAUUUACACCACCGGUUUACUGGGAGGUUUCAGAUACAGAUGUCAAUACCAAAUACAAACCUCUGCUGCCUAGGUUCUUGCUUGAGGUCUGUGUGUUUGUCAGGCUUAGGGAUAAAAUGAAGGCAAUGCAUGGGAACAUAAGAGGUGAUAACCUUCGUCUUCGAAUUGUUAGGUGUCACAGGGAGUUAAAACUUGGAAAACCCAUGUCCGACUUUUCUCAUCUGUCAUGGCGAAAACCUUGGCAUCUCUACUGUGAGUUUGGUACCAAAGGAGUAAUAGUGGAGCUUCGUCGGCGUGGUGGCUACUGUUUUAAGGGAAAUAGUGUGCAAGACACUGUUACGUUUUAUUGGAAUGACUUACUUAGGGCACCCUCUUUGUCUUUGCAAAAAGAAGAUGAUGAACUGAAAAUUACUACUUCGAUAACUCCACCAGUUCAGGCACCAUACCUAAUGAAAUGUGUACCAGAUCAUGUCACAGAUGAUUCCGGGGCCAUGAUAUCGGAUGUGAUUCUGAGAAUGAACCAGUAUCGUCCCCAAGAAGGCCGGUGGUUGUCACGCACUGUGCUUGAUCAUGCAGGGAGAGAGUGUUUUGUGAUUCGAAUAAGGGUGGGAGAAGGAUUUUGGAGAAGAGGAGGCGAAGCUCCAUCAGCUGUGAAAUGGGAGGAUAGAAUCAUAGAGAUUCGAGAAGGUUCUUGGUCAUAUGUUGCCGGUUCCAUUGGUAGAUGCCCUGUGAAAGUGGUCGGAAACGCCUUACCAAAAGAACCAACGGAGCAAUGGAAAGCUGCAUGGAAAUUUUCAACAGGAGAUGAAUUGAUGAUAGGGGGAUUGCCAUCGUCAAUUUCAGGUCUGAGAUUUUGUUUGAAAAAUCAAACUGCUGAAUCAACGGUUAAGCUCUUGAAAGGACGUAAGAUGCAAUAUCAAGUGAAAAAGAAAGGAUCUGUAACUGUGGAUGAGGAAUGUCAAAUUUAUGAGGAAGGUGAAGGGGUGGAAGAUGAAGAUGAAGAAGAGGGGUUUUUAACCCUUGUACGGAUAACUGAAGAGGAUCCAAUUGGAAGAGCAACAGCUCUUUUGAAUUGGAAGUUAUUGGUAGUGGAGUUACUGCCAGAAGAAGAUGCAGUAUUUGUACUUCUUCUAUGCAUUUGUAUACUACGAAGUGUGUCGGAGAUGAAAAAAGAAGAUAUUGGAGGUUUGCUGAUCAGAAGAAGACUAAAGGAAGAAAAAUUUGGGACCAGAGAUUGGGGUUCUGUAUUACUUCACCCUUCAUCAAGUUCUUCAUCGAAUUCUUCACCUCAAGUUGAACCUUGGUAUUGGAAUGCAAAGGCAAUCAUAAAGUCAGAGGGUUCAGUUAACAUUACCAGGCAACCAGCUGUUACUGUGGGAUAUUCACCGGAGGAAGGUGGUGAUAAGUUGUACAGACGAAGCAUACUAGCAUGAAAAUUGACGAGUCUUAUUAAUUUUAACCAUUGAACCAAAAGACCCUUGCAUCUCUAUUGUUUAUUUCUAAUGUGACAUUGAAAAUCUUGAUGAUUAUAGUUUGUGCCUAUGCAUAAUUUGGACAACUUGAUUCUAUUUCUGUAAAAAUGAGGAUCCUUUA